UAUAUUGACAUUGAUAUCUUUUUAAAACUCUGAAGAAAAGACUUGUCUGGUAUUGUGUGAAGCUGUGUGAGGUCGAAUAUCUAAACAACAACAACAACAACAACAAUUUUUAUUAUUAUUAUUAUUAUUAUUAUUAUUAGUAGUAGUAGUAGUAGUAUUUGCGUGUACAUUCAAGGUUAAUGUUAAGUGAUAUAAAAUACACUUUAUAAGUGUCUGCCACCUGACGCCUUUAUUCUGGACUUUUAUUUUGCCUUCCGGUUCGCACAUACAGGAAGUCUUGUCUGAAACGUCGUUUUAUUGUCGUCCAAUCGAACAGUCGCAUGCACAGGUGGGCGGGUUUAUUUCGAGACGGACAGCUGUGUACAGCUUCACCUUCAUCUGGACUCAUUCUUUUGCUUUAAAAACAACAAAACCACAGAGGAGCGAACGAUGAGCGACCGGGUGACUCUGUAGAGCUCAGGAGCAGUGAUCGAACUGGAAGAAGAGCUGGGAGAAGAGCUGGGAGACGGGCUGGGAGAAGGGCUGGGAGAAGAGCUGGAAGAAGAGCUGGGAGAAGAGCUGGAAGAGCUGGGAGAAGAGCUGGGAGAAGAGCUGGGAGAAGAGCUGGGAGAAGAGCUGGGAGAAGAGCUGGAAGAAGAGCUGGGAGAAGAGCUGGAGAUGGACUCGUUUCCUCCCGGAUCUCCGCCUUCUUCUCCUACUGAUUCCAUCUCUCUGGCAUCUCUUGUGUCUGGACACACCCCUCGCACAGUUUCCUCCUUUUCAACACCAGGCCCUUCCUCUCAGGUGUCUCCGUCCUCUCAUCCAGCCUCGCAGACGGGUCGCUCCCAGCUAAACGCGGCUAGCGAUGUGUCUGAAAGCCGGCCCACUACUGGAUCUUCGUCUCCUGCAGGAGACCUUCCAGAGGAGCUGGACAUAGAGGAACUUAAGCAGAGGGCUAAGAAUGGAGAUUUCAAAGCACAAACUGAGGUUGGCAGGUUUUACUUGCGACUCUCUGAGCACGAGAACGAAGAAGUGAACGGCGUCACGGCAGUAACAUGGCUUUUACAAGCAGCAAAAAAUGGCAGGAGGGACGCCGUGAAACUUCUCCAGUUUUGUUUGCGUGAAAGAAAAGGCAUCACAGCUGAAAAUAGAGAGGAGGUGUGUGCCUUGGCGUCCGAGUCACGUUUCGAACGUACCGUGAGGAAAGCGGCUCUGUGUAUGUACUGGAAACUCAAUCCGGACAGAAAAAGAAAGGUGUCGACUUCGGAACUACUGGAAAACAUUAGCCACUACAACACCGAAACGGAUGGCGCCCCAAACAGCGCACUCUCAAGUCCAGCUCAGAAACAGAGGAAGGUCUUAGAACGCCUAGUCUCCAUCAAUGGGACUCAGUAUGUCGGCGUCGAGGAUUUUGUUGAAAAUGCCAAGCGUUAUGCGCAAGGUAUUUCACCAUCGCCGGCUCUUCAUGCAGCGGUCAUUGAUGACGAUGAUGACGAUGACGAUGAUGAACCUGUGAAGAACCCAGAUGAGUUACCUUUGCAUCAGAAGAUUCUGAAGUUUCCGCUCCAUGCUGUGAUCGAGGUAAAGGAGGUGUUGAUUGACUGGGCUUCCCGCGCUGGAAUGCAGUGGAUCAGCGCCCUAAUCCCAACUCACCAUGUCAACACUCUUAUUUUCUUCUUCAUCAUCUCCAACCUUACUCUGGACUUCUUCCUUCUUGUCAUUCCCCUCGUCGUUUUCUACCUGUCCUUCCUCUCGAUGGUCAUCUGCACAUUGAGGGUUUUCCAGAACAGCAAAGCGUGGGAGAACUUCAAGACCCUGACUGCCAUGCUGGCUCAAUUCGAGCCAGGCUUGGACCUUCAGCAAGCUGAGUCCAACUUUACCUGGACUCAUCUGGAACCUCACCUGUACUUCCUGGUCUCUGCACUCUUCCUCAUACUGUCAUUCCCUGUGGCAGAUAAGUCCUGGCUGCCUUGUUCCGAACUGGCCACAGUGGCCGUCUUCUUCACGAUAAGCAGCUACCUGAGCCUUCGUCCAGCUGCACAGCAACAUGCUAGGUUAGCCCUCCUUGCACAGUUUGCCUCUGCAAUCUGCUCUUUCACUAAUGAGCUGCUUGGGGGUAGGGUGGGCCAACUUGUAGGAGGGUCAUGGUUUAGCGUGCCAAUCUGUGAUUGGUUGGUGUUGCAUGUGGGUGUGCCUUGCAUUCUGUAUCUUUACCUCCUAUACUCGUGUGUCCGCAUGGGCACAGCGCGAGGCUGGCAAGGGUCUUACAGCAUGCUUCUGCCCUACCUGCUCUGUUUCACCUGGUGCGAGCUGUCCGUCACGCUUCUGCAUGCAUCCACUGCGCUCGGACUCAUGCGCACGGCUGUGGGCUACUUUCUCUUCUUCUUUGCCCUGCCUGUACUUUCGCUAGCGCUGGCCGCUGCGCUGUUGGUGCAGCUAGUACAGUGGUUCCUCGCUCUGGAGCUGGCCAAGAUGGCAGUGACGGUGUGUGUUUGCGUGGUGCCCGUUUUGUUGAGGUGGUGGACUCGUUUCAGCGUCUCGCCUCUCGCCGUGUUUCGAUCUCUGAGGCGCAGUAGCAUGGUUAAACUGAUCUUGGUUUGGAUCUCCGCUUUGCUGCUCUUCAGCUGGUUCUACGUGUACCGUUCCGAGGGCAUGAAGGUUUAUAACUCCACUCUUACCUGGCAGCAGUACAGUGAGAUGUGUGGUCCUCGUGCCUGGAAGGAACGCAACAUGGCACACACCCAGAUCCUCUGUAGUCAUCUGGAGGGCCACCGCGUCACCUGGGAAGGCCGUUUCAAAUACGUCCGCGUGACGGAAAUUGAAAACGGGGCGCAAGCAGUCAUCAACCUCUUGCCUGGCAUCAUAGCGGACUGGGUCCGAUGCCUUUACGGAGAGGAGUACCCAGCCUGUGACGGCGCCCAACCAGAGCCGGCUCCGCCUCUUUGCAAGCUCAAAGCAUUUGCAAAUCACAAGUGUCAUGUGAAACGUUUCGACCGCUACAAAUUUGAAGUGACUAUGGGUAUGCCUCUUCAGGAUAAGAAGGGCAAAUGGAUGCAAGAAACCGAUGACGCAACCAAAGACAUUGUGCUGCGGGCGAGUAAUGAAUUCCGUGGGGUGCUGUUGGCACUCGGUGCAGGCAGUGUUGUGGAAUUCAGUACUGUUCUGGAGGGCAGGCUGGGCAGCAAGUGGCCAGUGUUUGAGCUGAAGGCCCUUCACUGUAGGACUUGUACCUCACCUUUGGUACCUACAGUUCGGCAAGUCAAGAUAGAGCAGGACUGGAGGGUCAGUGCCCGUAAUGCCUUCGCAUUUGCAUUUAACUUCCUUUUCCAUCCCCUGCUCACUGCCGAAGUAGAAGAUGCGGUGCCUCCGGAAUCUGCAGAGUGAUUAUCAAAUUGAUAACCAAGCAUCGCGUAACAGGGGUUACUCAGCACCCGUCACUUUUUCCUCAACAUUUGCAACAAUAUUAGUUUAAAGAAUUAAAAGAGAUAUUUAUGGAUGACCUGUAGUCAAGUUUUUUGCACAGAGUGCUGAUUUUAUUUAAUAUAGAAAUAUAUCUAUAGUUUCUCUGUCAGGGCUAAAUGUGAGAUCAUUAAGAGACUCUUAGGAAACUUAGGAUGGUGGCCAAGUGGGGAUGAACUUUGGGUGGCCCUUUUGGGGUAUGAGUAAUGCCCUUCCAAGUGAAAACGAUUAGGUGGGUCUUAUAAAGAAAAACAGUUCAAUUGCCAAGCCUGUUGAUCAACGAUGUCCAAUCUUCUCAACCAAGAGCUGUUAUGGCUGCAAGUUUUUGUCUUCAGGUGCCAGUUCUUGGUUUUUGCUUGGUUGGAUCAAAAACCUGCACGCACACCUGUGGACACAAUCGGACCUGUUGUAGAUUGAUGGAGGGAGAAGAAUGAACGUUCUUUAGAUUAUUCAGUCAGGAGCUCAGAAUAAGGGAAUGUAUAAUAUUUAUGGCCAUAUUCCUAUUUUUCUGACUUCUUGCUGGACUAAACACUCAUUUUAUUGGAAACUUAUUAUUGACAAAAUAGUUUAGUCCAGGAUUAACGGAACUCUUGUACAAACAUCAUAUAUGAAUGAAUGAGUGGGAGAGAGAAAUAGGAAAGUUUUAAACCUUUCCUACAGAACCCACAAUUCCAGUGGUGACUAUAAAGUAGAUCUUAAGGCAUUAUUUCAGCAGUAGGAAAUGGCAUAUACUGUAGCACUGGAGCUCAAAUCUGGAUAUAUAUAUAUAUAUAUAAAAUCUCAUCGUUUUAUUAAUGGGAGUUUCUUCCCACCUCCGAAAAACAUGCAUGUAGGUGGAUUGGAACUCUAAAUUGCCCCUAAUCGCCCUAUUUAAGAUAGUGAAAUAGCACUAGUACAGUAGUACACUAUAAUUUUGUUAAUACUGUAUAUCAGCACCAAAACAACUCGAUGGUAGAGGCGUUUGGACAUGUGAUAGUAGGAGCUGCUUUCCACCAAAUAUCACUCUUCAGACCUUGAUUAGGAACAUCACAACUUCAUCUAAUUUCAAAAACAAAAAGCAACUGUAAGAUUUGUAUUAAUCCUAUGUUUUCUUAUUGGACUAUAUAAUAUUCAUUUUUUUUUUUUUGAAGGGUUUGGAGUGUUUUAAAUAUUAAUGUGGGCAUUAGUUAUGUUGAAAUGUGUACAUCAAGAACGUGUAUAUUUUUGAUAAACACUAAAUAGAUACUUCCAGUCGAGGAAUUCUUCUUCUUCUUCUGAUUGUUGAUGAUUAUUUCCUAUUCUUUGUGCAUCAGAUCAGCACAGGGCAUUCUAUUGGUCGGUUAUUGGUGGAUCGGUUAUUGUUAUCGUUUUAGAUGAGUAGAAUUACGGUACUGUACAGAUAGUGUACAACUGUAUAUUGGAAUUGCCUCACAUAGGAUUCUCUACCGAUGUAGAGACACCACCACUAUCAUACACACUCUCAAAAGCUCACUUUAAAUGUUCCUGAGCCGGUCUCUACUCCAAUAUAUGGUUAUUCACUACUGUAGUGUUGCACUAUGAUCAAUAAAAGCUGUUCUUUAAUCAGCUGUUCCCAGUUGAAUCUUUUUUAUUUUUUUCUCCCUCCAACAAAAACACAGACUUGUUGUCGAUCAUGCCGAUAUUUUCUCAUAUUCUUCAUCACCCACACUUUAAAACAGAUCUCUCCGUCUGGGUAUUAAUAAAGCAUUAGCUUAUGUCAAAGGCCGUCUUUCUGUCUGUUCUCGUACCUGAAAGAGCCAUGAAAUGAACUUUUUCCUCUUCCAAGGUUGUGCAAUGGUGCAUGACAUGACGUAAGCCCAAUAGUUGUGAGUAUGGCCAAAGACGCCAUUUGGAAUUCCAAGAAGAGGAACAUGUUUACCAGUUUCUACUGGUCUCUGAUAACUCGCCCACGUCACUAAAGGGUUUCUAAUGUUGGUACGUGCAGGAGAAAGUAUCCUCAAUUUAAUGGGUGCAAUGGUGACUUUAUCUAUUUAUUUAUUUAUUUAUUUAUUUAUUUAAGGUAGGGCGCACGGUGGCUUAGUGCUUAGCACGUUCGCCUCACACUUCCAGGGUCGAUUCCCACCAUGGCCCUGUGUGUGCGGAGUUUGCAUGUUCUCCUCGUGCUGCGGGGGUUUCCUCCGGGUACUCCGGUUUCCUCCCCCAGUCCAAAGACAUAGGCAUAGGUAGGCUGAUUUGGCGUGUCCAAAGUGUCCGUAGUGUAUGAAUGGGUGUGUGAGUGUG
This is a messenger RNA of Ictalurus furcatus (blue catfish), 5676 nucleotides long. RefSeq names its product Wolfram syndrome 1b (wolframin) (gene wfs1b). The transcript has 8 exons. Gene Ontology annotation, biological process: endoplasmic reticulum unfolded protein response; calcium ion homeostasis. The record is from RefSeq and is a predicted model, not a curated record. Bases 658 to 3363 code for a protein of 901 amino acids. Gene Ontology annotation, cellular component: endoplasmic reticulum membrane; endoplasmic reticulum. NCBI's taxonomy places the organism in Eukaryota, Metazoa, Chordata, Actinopteri, Siluriformes, Ictaluridae. Gene Ontology annotation, molecular function: protein binding.